AUGACAGAAGCUGUACUCCUUGCUGCUUCAAAGAUUGGAAGCAUUUUAACAGAGGAAGCCACAAAGGCCGAUAUAAGCAAGCUAUCAGAGAAAGUUGUGAACCUUAAGGAACUACCAAGGAAGAUUGAGGAAAUAGGCAAAGAACUAAACAUGAUAGAUAAAGUAAUAAAACAGAUAGGCACUAGAAGCCUCACCAAUGAGCUUGUGAAGGGUUUGAUAUCAGAGGUGCGGGACCUAGGCUACCAGGUUGAGGAUGUGAUUGACAUUUAUUCAUACUACGCUAUUAAACUGGAGGAAGAAAACAGAGUGAAAAAGAUCUUCACCAAAGCUCAGAACAUCACAGUAUUCAGUGAAAUCGCAGAGGAGAUUACCAAGUUUGAGAAGAAACUUGAAAAUGUUGUGAAGCGGAAAGAUCGGUGGCUACAGCAGUCCCAGCUCAGUCCCAAUCUAUUUGCUGAUAUUGAAAGAAAGCGGUCCCAGGACUGCAUCCUCGAUGUUGUUCAAGAUGAUCUUGUAGGGAUUGAAGAAAAUAGGAGACUGCUGACAGAAUGGUUGAAUUCGGAAGAGCAAAGUACCAAAUUGAUUACAGUAUCUGGUAUGGGUGGACUUGGAAAAACCACCCUGGUCAAAAACCUGUACGAGCAGGAGAAGAACAACUUCACUGCUCAUGCUUGGAUCGUUGUGUCUCAGACUUAUGAUGUGGUUGAAUUGCUGAGGAAAUUGCUUAGAAAGAUUGAGGACAAGCAGCAGCCACAACUAGCAGAGUUGGAUGCCUAUGACUUGAAACGAAAAAUAAAGGAAAGACUGACAGGUAGAAAGUGUUUGAUUGUAUUGGAUGAUGUUUGGACUCAAGAAGCAUACACUCAGAUAAGGGAUGCAUUCCAGAACCUCAAAGCAAGUUGUGUUAUUAUCACUACACGACAAGAACAAGUGGCAGCCCUUGCUCACCCCACACGUCAACUCAAACUCAAGCCAUUGGGAUACAGUGAUGCAUCUUCUCUAUUCUGCAGGAAGGCUUUCUAUAACUGCAUGGAUUCCAAGUGCCCCAAUGAGCUAGAGAAGGUGGCCAAAAGUAUAUUGGAAAAGUGUCAAGGACUGCCACUUGCCAUUGCAUGUAUUGGUGGGAUGUUGUCUGCACGGCCACCAGUCAAAGAUGUUUGGAAUGACACAUACACGCAAUUUCAGGAUGAGCUGAAGAACAAUCAUCAAGUUCGUGCAGUUCUAAAUCUGAGUUACUAUGAUUUACCUGCUCAUCUUGAAAAGUGCUUAAUUUAUUUGAGCUUGUUCCCUGAGGACCAUCUGAUGUCACGAGAUAGCCUUGUUCGGAUUUGGGUUGCAGAAGGCUUUGCAGUUCAAAAAGAUCAAAGUACAACAGAGGAGGUGGCAGACAAAUAUCUAAGGGAACUGAUCCAAAGGAAUAUGUUGGAAGCCGUUGAGAAUGAUGGGCUAGGUAUGGUCAGUACCUUUCUUGACCUGCAAGAUUCUGAGAUAGUCGAAGUUCCAGCAUCCAUAGGAAAUCUAUUCAAUCUACGCUACAUUGGCCUGCGGCGCACAAGGGUCAAAUCACUCCCAGAAUCUAUUAGUAAGCUCACCAACCUCGAGAUCCUAGACAUAAAGCGAACAAAAAUAGAAAAGUUACCGCGAGGGAUUGCUAAAGUCAACAAGCUGCGGCACCUUCUAGCUGACAGAUAUGCAGAUGAGAAGCAGUCAGAAUUCCGGUACUUCAUUGGAGUGCAAGCACCAAAAGGGUUAUCCAAAUUGGAAGAACUGCAGACCCUUGAGACUGUGGAGGCUGGCAAGGAUUUGACUGAGCAGCUAAAAAAACUUAAAAAACUACGGAGUGUGUGGAUUGACAACAUAUUUUCCAUUGAUUGUGCAAAUCUUUUCACUGCACUUUCAAAAAUGCCUGUUCUUUCUAGCUUGCUUCUCUCUGCAAGUGAUGAGAAGGAAACACUUUGCUUGGAAGCUCUCAAACCACAGUCUGAAGACCUCCAAAAGUUGAUAAUCAGAGGGUGCUGGGCAGACAAGACAUUGGAGUGCUCAAUAUUUCAGGAACAUGGAAAAUAUCUCAAGUACCUAGAUAUAAGCUGGUGCCAUUUUCAGGAAGAUCCGCUGCAGCUUCUUGCACCAUGUGUUCCAAACCUCACCUAUCUUAGCCUUUACAGGGUGAGUAGUGCAAGCACCUUGGUUCUCUCUCCAGAUUGCUUCCCACAGCUGAAGAUGCUUGUCUUGAAGAGGAUGCCCUGUGUUGACGAGGUGGAGAUCAGAGUCGGUGCCCUCCGACAGAUUGAAGGUUUAUAUAUUGAAUCACUUGUGAAGCUCGAUAAGAUCCCUCAAGGAAUCGAAUUCCUUUGUUCUCUGAAGAAAUUACGGUUGCUGGAUUUGCACAAGGAGUUCAGAGCUCAGUGGAAUAGCAAAGGAAUGCCGCAGAAGAUGCAGUAUGUUCGAGAUCUCUGCAUCUGA
Molecule: messenger RNA, 2463 nt
Organism: Miscanthus lutarioriparius
Lineage: Eukaryota; Viridiplantae; Streptophyta; Magnoliopsida; Poales; Poaceae
Source: the annotation of a GenBank genome assembly